UAAACGCGUGUUUACCUAAUACAGUCUGUGGUGUUUACAUCAUAGUUUACGUCUAGUUCACAGUUUUCUGGAAGCCUCUGGAGAAAGCUUUGCAAAUAUGUUUAAGAACAUGCAAUACCGAUUUUGCACAAACUACGACCAUGUGGAUUAAUAUUUUUAUGGCAGACUUUUUGAGCUCCCUUUGAACUGACAAACUGAAGGUUUCACAGUUUAGUCAUCAAGUCGGACUUUUGACCUGAGGUUUUUUUUUUUUUAGAUGUAACCAGUCCGUUGUUUUGGUCGGACUGCUGAUGUAUUUCAGAGAUAAAACGAUGUUUUCGUUCGUUGUCUUUUCGGUCUGUUAUUCUUUAAUAUCAGCUGUGGUUCAAGUAGAGCCAAGUGAGAUCUCUUCUUACGUAGCUGCUGUGUACGAGCACAGUUUAAUCCUGAACCCGGAGCCUCAUGUCCCCCUGUCACGCGCCGCUUCCCUGCAGCACCUGCAGAGAAACCUGGACAUCUACGAGCAGCAGGCUGCACGAGCCUCCCAGCAGGGUGCCCAGAUCCUGGUGUUUCCAGAAGAUGGUCUUCAGGGAUUCAACUUCAGCCGUUCAUCCAUCUCUGGGUACCUUGAAAUAAUUCCUGACCCCCAGCAAGAGAGGUGGAACCCCUGCACAGAGCCUGGCAAAUACAACAACACUGAGGUUCUCCAGCGCUUGAGCUGUAUGGCUCGUCGUAACAAACUCUACCUUGUGGCCAACAUGGCUGGCCUGCAGCCCUGCCCCCUGAAGACCGACCCCACCUCCUCCUGUCCCUCUGAUGGACGCUGGCAGUUCAACACCAACGUGGUCUUCAGCUCAGAUGGCCUGCUGGUGGCACGCUACCAUAAAAACAACCCCUACUUUGAGGAGGCCUUUAACACUCCGCCACAACCUGAGAUCAUAACUUUUGAUACACCUUUUGCCGGGAAGUUUGGCCUUAUCACCUGCUUUGACAUCCUCUUCAACGAGCCCACAAUUACCCUGCUGGAAAAGGGCGUGCGUCAGUUAAUCUUCCCCACAGCCUGGAUGAACCAACUCCCCCUCCUGGACACAAUCCAGUUCCAGCAUGCCAUCAGUUUGGGUGCCAAUAUCACCCUGCUAGCAGCCAACAUUCGUAGUGAUACUCUUAUCAUGACUGGAAGUGGUAUCUACACCCCUUUUUCUGCCACCUAUCACCACGCACAAAGAGGAGACUCAGAGGAGGGCAGACUGCUCGUUGCUAGGGUGCCGGUCUUAGAACAGGAUGGGGCGUUUGCAGCAGAGUCGAAAUCAUCUACAGCAGCAGACUCUGGUUUCUGUCAUCAAGAGAGCUGUUCUGAUGCUUCUCCAGUCCCUCCCUCCUCAGACACCUUCACUUCCUCCAUGAUGUGGGACCCAUUUACAUUUGUCCUCUUAAAGGAAACAGAAGGCAGAGUUAAUGUGUGCAAUGGCACCUUUUGCUGUCACCUGCAGUACCAGCGGUUUCCACUGGGAGGCAGUAAUGAAUUGUAUGCAUUAGGAGCAUUUGCUGGAACUCAUAUCGUGAAUGGACGCUAUGCUGUGCAGGUGUGUGCACUCGUCCGUUGUGCAGGGUUGGACCUCAGCUCCUGUGGGCAGGAAGUGGAAGAGGCCGAGUCUAAAAUGGACUUCCAAUUGGAGGGGAGGUUUGGAACCAGAAAUGUGUACCCGUCAGUUUUGGCAAGCAAGAUGGUCCUGGAGCAGCCAGAGCAUUUUGAAAAAGGUGCAGAUGGCAGAGUGAUCUUGAAACACUCAAACAUGAGUGGUGGGCUGGUGACUGCGUGUCUGUACGGACGGAUGUAUCACCUGGACAAUGAAUGAACUGCUUAAGAGAAAUAUCUCAAUAGUUUUAGAAAAUAAUUUUCUGAGCAAGAUGGGAACCACUUCCUUCAUUUCCACACUGCAACAAAUCAAAAAACAAAUAUCUUUAUUUAAUCAUUACUUAAUCUUUACAAACAUUGCACCAAGUAGUUCAUCCUCUUCCUGAAAGUCGGUUAUUCCUAAAAAGGCAAUAAUUAUUAAUUUUUCUUUCUCUCUCCCCCACACACAUAUCUCUUACACACACACACAAACACACACACAUAUCCACAGUGUCAGCAACGUUCCCCUGUCUCCAGUACAGUACACAGAUUUAAGUGGUUACAGCAUUGCAAGUUAAAAGUUUCAUGGGUCGCUCAUUCAGGUUGUCAAUCAUCUUAUUUCUUACCGAUCAUACAGUAAAUGGGUCUUGGAUCUACGUGCUGUCAGAAUCCCCUCCUAAGGAUUCGGUCUCCACUCAAAAUAAAUUUGUAGUGUUCAAAAAUAAUUUCCUUUACUAGAAUUAAAGUGGUUUAAAAACAA
Molecule: messenger RNA, 2354 nt
Organism: Labrus bergylta (ballan wrasse)
Lineage: Eukaryota; Metazoa; Chordata; Actinopteri; Labriformes; Labridae
Product: biotinidase
Molecular function (GO): hydrolase activity, acting on carbon-nitrogen (but not peptide) bonds, in linear amides
Source: RefSeq, a predicted model, not a curated record